UCAAAACUUGCUCGAGAUAAAGUUAUUGUGACAACCAAACACAUCCUAACUUUAUAGUUAACGCUUUUCUGUACUUUUUCCUUUUUAUUUUUCUUACGUCAAACGGCAUUGACGUCGACGAAGAUUUUCUUCCUUUAUUUUCCUUCUUUUUUUUACCAGAUCACAUCCUCUGUUUCAACUUUGAUCAUCAUCCAGCUUAACUUCUCGUUUCGACCCGUAGUAAAGGUUCUUCGUUGAAGAUGAGUGACAAUCUUAUGGACAAAGUUAGCUCAUUUAGCGAGCGUCUGAUGAUUGGAGGCUCUGAGGUGAGCAAGAAAGUGAGUGCUGGUGUGAGCUCGAUGAGUUUCAGGGUGAAGGAACUUUUCCAAGGUCCUAACCCAAGCCCAAGCGAUAAGCUAGUGGAGGUUGCCACUUCGGAGAACCUAGAGGAACCGGAUUGGGCUAUGAACUUGGAAUUAUGCGACAUGAUCAAUCAGGAGAAGAUCAACAGCGUUGAUUUGAUCCGCGGGAUCAAGAAGAGGGUAAUGAUGAAGCAGCCGAGGAUCCAGUGCCUUGCCUUGGUUCUGCUUGAGACAUGUGUUAAGAACUGCGAGAAAGCCUUCGCUGAGGUUGCUGCUGAAAGAGUCCUCGAUGAAAUGGUUAAGCUGAUUGAUGAUCCGCUAACCGUCGUGAAUAACCGGAAUAAAGCCUUGGCUCUGAUCGAAGCCUGGGGGGAAUCAACCAGUGAACUCCGCUACUUACCAGUUUUCGAAGAAACUUACAAGAGCCUAAAAUCAAGAGGUAUCCGCUUCCCUGGGCGUGACAACGAGAGCUUGGCGCCUAUUUUCACCCCUCCUCGGUCAGAAGUGGACAGCAGUAAUGUUGCUGAGCAUGCACAUGUGCAGUAUAGUGCUCCUCCUGUACAAAGCUUCACCGUGGAGGAGACAAAAGAAGCUUUUGAUGUUGCGAGGAACAGCAUUGAACUUCUUUCAACGGUUUUGUCCUCUUCACCUCAUCAGGAAGCUUUACAUGAUGAUGACUUGACAAUUACACUAGUACAACAAUGUCGUCGAUCCCAAACCACGGUACAAAGGAUUAUCGAGACAUGUGGAGAAAGCGAAGCACUUUUAUUCGAAGCCUUGAAUGUAAACGAUGAGCUUGUGAAAACGCUUUCCAAGUAUGAAGAGUUGAAGAAACCUUGUGCUCCGUUAGCUGCACCAGAGCGAGCUAUGAUUCCUGUGGCUGAUAACUCUGCCAAUCACGCAAAAGCUCAUGGGAGCGGAAGCAGCAGCGAUGACAUGAUGAUGGACGAUCUCGAUGAGAUGAUAUUUGGUAAGAAAGGAUUUGGUCAUUCUUCAUCUGAUGCUGCCACUGGGAGUGACUCGAAGAAGCAGCAGUCGUCCAAAAAUGACGAUCUCAUUCGAUUCUGAGAUGGUUUAUUUUUUCUUAGUGAGAAAACUAUAGUGGAUUGGUGUUUGAUCUUUAGUUAAAUUUGAACAUAUUUUCGAUUUAUUGGCUCAUUAGUUAUAAUAAUUCAAAAGUUUGGUUAUGAAUCAACCAAGCUAGGAAUAUAUAUCUAAUAUAUGUUUAUGUACCGACUAUUACAUACACGUCAAUACUUUAUUUAGAGGGAUAAACUAGUAAUAUAGUUUUCCUUCUUCUUUUUGUUUUGUUGGAAUGAUUA
This is a messenger RNA of Thlaspi arvense, 1663 nucleotides long. The record is from the annotation of a GenBank genome assembly. Lineage: Eukaryota; Viridiplantae; Streptophyta; Magnoliopsida; Brassicales; Brassicaceae.